AUGAAUACUAGUGCUUCACAAUAUUAUGGUCUUCCUUAUGAGGGUCUUUGGCCAGACGAAUCAUCGCCAGAAUGGAUGAAUAAAGGAGACAACGCAUGGCAACUCACGGCAACAACCAUGGUGGGCAUGCAGAGUGUCCCCGGCCUUGUCAUUCUCUACGGAGGAAUGGUCAAGAGGAAAUGGGCCGUCAACUCGGCAUCCACGGCCCUAUAUGCUUUUGCUAUGGUCCUCCUCUGUUGGGUCCUCUGGGCCCACCACAUGUCGUUUGGGCCCAUGUUGAUCCCGCUUGUCGGAAAGCCUGGGUUCGCCCUAAGCGAGACCUUUCUUCUGCACCAAUCCAGACUCGGCCGCGUCCCGAUGGCCGACUUUGUCUACUACCAGUUUGUUUUUGCUGCCAUUACCGUGAUAUUGCUUGGAGGGUCAUUACUUGGGAGGAUGAAUUUUUAUGCUUGGAUGCUCUUUGUUCCGCUUUGGCUAACCUUGUCUUACACUGUGGGAGCUUUCAGUGUUUGGGGCAAUGGAUUUCUUGAGAAGUACAUUAUUGACUAUGCUGGUGGAUAUGUGAUUCAUCUCUCUUCUGGGGUUGCUGGCUUCACUGCUGCCUAUUGGGUGGGCCCUAGGUUGUCAAACGACAGACAACACUUCCCUCCAAACAACAUAAUUCACAUGUUGGGAGGUGCAGGGUUUCUGUGGCUUGGGUGGACUGGCUUCAAUGGAGGAUCUCCAUUUGCAGCAAACAUAAUAGCAUCCUUAGCCAUUCUCAACACCCAUAUCUGUGCUGCCACAAGCCUCUUGGUGUGGGUUUCCAUGGACCUAGUGGUCUACAAGAAAAGCUCUGUGAUUGGUGCUGUUCAGGGCAUGAUCACUGGCCUCGUUUGUAUCACACCCGGUGCAGGGAUUGUGGAUCCAUGGGCAGCAGUACUAAUGGGAGCAUUAUCCGGUUCAAUACCGUGGUAUACAAUGAUGGUGUUGCACAAAAAAUCAGCCUUCUUCCAAAGUGUGGACGACACGUUGGGGGUGUUUCACACCCAUGCUGUGGCGGGCGUGUUGGGAGGGCUCCUCUCUGGCGUCUUGGCUCGUGCCAAUCUUCUUAAAAUGAUGUACUCUGACAGUGUAUUUUAUGCCAUCUCUAGAGGGGGACUCAAAGGUACCCUCAAACAAACGGGCUACCAGUUGAUCGGAGCGGCUUUUAUAACUGCAUGGAACGCUAUCAUUACGAGCUUGAUUUGCAUAUUCAUCAGUAGAAUAGUUGACCUGAGGAUGAAUGAAGAGGACUUGGAGAUUGGUGAUGAUGCUGCGCACGGAGAAGAAGUUUAUGCUCUGUGGGGCGACGGCGAGAGAACGCCGUCCACUCAGCGCCGCUGGCAUAUGCCCCCGAGGAUCCCUUCUAUAUGCCAGCGCCAGUAAGGAAAUAUGUCUUGUAAUGUUGGAGCUUCAUCAAUUAGGUUUGAAAGCAGUACUGUUGGCU
Messenger RNA from Morus notabilis, 1468 nucleotides. RefSeq names its product ammonium transporter 3 member 1. Gene Ontology annotation, biological process: ammonium transmembrane transport. The record is from RefSeq and is a predicted model, not a curated record. Gene Ontology annotation, molecular function: ammonium channel activity. The transcript is spliced from 4 exons. Lineage: Eukaryota; Viridiplantae; Streptophyta; Magnoliopsida; Rosales; Moraceae. Bases 1 to 1407 code for a protein of 468 amino acids. Gene Ontology annotation, cellular component: plasma membrane.